AUCCCACCUAUAUUAAACAAUGAACGUUAAAUAACAAACAUCGAGAAAUUGACAUUUUUAACGCGUAUUUUACUCGGCUGUUAAACGUAAUAAACAGGGAAAAUUGUACGUAUGUAGAAUUUUAAAUCGUAACAGUUCAUAAAGGUAUCAAAGAGAGUUGAUAGAAAUAUCAAAAUUUCAGUAAAAAUUUAAACGAAAUUGAACGAAAAUAAAAACGAUUACUCUUUCACAAAAUACUGCAAAGUGUCAUUAUAAAGAAGAAAAAUGAAUUCUUCUUUAGCGCUAUAUUUACGACGUUUGUCAGCGAGAAUAUCUUCGAAAGGUAAUUCCUCUACUAUUUCGCUUUCUUUUUCUUCCAUCUCUUCCACUUCUCCUUCGUUCUCGCCAUACGAUUCCAGAGAAAUAACCUUCUUCCGACAUUUCUCUGAUAUCACUUCUUUUAGCGUACUAUUCAUCUUUUUUAUAUGUUUCCGAGUAAACUCGCAAUAAUCUAUACUUUCGCUAAAGUUAUUUAAGAGUAAUAUUCAAUUCUGCGGUAAAAUUUUAAUAAUUUACAUCCACGUAUAUCGUAGAAUCUAAGAAACGUGAAGAUAUCAGAGAUUCGACAGACGUUAUUUUACGCAACAAGAAGAUGUUUUACGCGAUGUUCUUGAAAUGUUUUUGAAAUGUUUUUGAAAAUAAUUGACGCUAGAUUCUGAUUAACUUUCGAUUAAUCACGUUAUCCCGUAGGAUGAAAUAUCAAGAAAAAUAACAAAUAUUCAAGUUGCCUAACUGAAAAGAAGAAUAAAUGUUGACGAAAGGGAAACUGAAUGUAAGAUUAUACGAUAAGAUUAAGAUGUUACGAAGUUUGUAUUCGCACAAAACUUCAUGUUUAAUUUAUUUAUGUUUGAUUUUAUUCGACAAAAAUAGAUAUUAUCUCAGUCCUUUUCUUUACAUUUCGUUAAAUUUAUUUCCGCAAGUUCCUUCCAUUACCUAUAUACGUAUAAUAGCCUGUUACAAUGGCGUAUAAAUUAAAAUCAAUACUAUUGUACAUAUUUAUUUUUGUAUACAAAGUGUUAUAAAUACAGACAAUAUACUGGUUGAAUCGUAGGUCGUCCUUCCAACCUGUGAAGAUGAAUUUAAAGAUUUUGAACCGAUUGUUUUUCAUACUCCUGCUAUUUACAAUACCAAAGUAAAGGUUCAUGAUUGGCAAAUGCAUACGUUGGCUGAACCCAGAGAUAACAAAGACAUAUUUCCACCGAAAGGGAAUCUUCAUAAAUCAUCGUAUGAAAGACUAGGACCAGAACCUGCUUGUACAGGAAUUACGGAAACACACGCGAUGUUGUCUCAAAUAGAAUUAAAAGACUCGUAUAAACCAAUUUAUCCGCAACGUACUCUACUUCAUAUCAAGUCACUUGCAUCGUUAGAGCCCGAAGAAAAACAAGAGACAUUGACGGAUAUCGUGUACGAUGCCGAUGAAGCUCGUAACAUGGAUUAUCGAACAACAACGAAAAUUCAUUACAGAUCACCCCAUCCCAUGAAACGAAGAACGUUACCGCCGCCACCGCCACCACCACCGGAACCAUGGCUCUUAAAUCGACGGACUAUCGGAUAUAGUCUGGAAGAAUUAGAAAAGCGAAACGGGACGUACACGUUUUUAGAUGACAAUAUGGAGCUUCAUAAACAAAUAGCUGAUUUAAAAUCAAGAAGAUACAAACCGCGUACGUUUCAAGACAGUCAGCCUUCCGAACACAUCAAUGUGUCUAAUAUAAAAGACUGUAAGGAUUGAAAAUUGGAAUGUACAAAAAUAACCGAGAAUAUAUUUUAUCGAAUUCAUCGAAAGAAAUGAAUUAUUAUUGUCGUUAGAGAGUAUGCUGAUAAAGUGUUAUUGUGACUCUGUUAUUGUGACUUGCUCGUUAAAGAGUUUUCUACGUAAUAUGAAACAUGAACAUCCACGCGUGUUAAGAUGUGGAGAAUAGAAAGGAUACAAUAUGGAAAUCUACUCGUAAUAAUAAUAAUAAUAAUAAUAAUAUUAAUAAUAAUAAUAAUAUUAAUAAUAAUAAUAACAACAACAACAACAAAGGAUUAUCCAAGUAAACGAAGGAAUUUGUGUUGCAUUCCUGUUGGAUUCGUGUUACAUUAGCGAUAAAAGCAUCUAGUCAGUUUGCAGGUUCGGGCGCAUAUUUGCAAACAUGAAACUAAAAAUUAUAAAUUAAGAGGGCCAGGAAGUGUAUAGAGAAAUUGUAGAGUGGCAAAUACAGUAUAGAUGGAAAAGUAAAGUUAGUUUCGUUUUAUUUUGAUUCAAUUACAAAUGCGUACGGACCUAAGAAUUCAACCAAUACUACCGAUAAAACAAAAGCUGGUGGUUACAUUAUACGAAACAACUAUGAUAAAUCGGAUAAUUACA
Messenger RNA from Bombus terrestris (buff-tailed bumblebee), 2386 nucleotides. RefSeq lists its product as uncharacterized. Bases 1193 to 1768 code for a protein of 191 amino acids. The record is from RefSeq and is a predicted model, not a curated record. Lineage: Eukaryota; Metazoa; Arthropoda; Insecta; Hymenoptera; Apidae. The transcript has 3 exons.